AUGGCGGAUCGGGUUAAAGGUCCGUGGAGUCAAGAGGAAGAUGAACAGUUACGGAGGAUGGUGGAGAAAUACGGACCGAGGAAUUGGUCGGCGAUUAGCAAAUCGAUCCCAGGUCGAUCUGGGAAAUCGUGUCGGUUACGGUGGUGUAAUCAGUUAUCUCCGGAGGUCGAGCACCGGCCGUUUUCUCCUGAGGAAGACGAGACGAUCAUCUCUGCUCGUGCUAAGUUCGGUAACAAAUGGGCGACGAUCGCUCGUCUUCUCAACGGUCGUACGGAUAAUGCCGUGAAAAACCACUGGAACUCGACGCUUAAACGGAAAUGCAGCGGAGGUGGAGGUGAAGAUGGUAGUUUCGUUCCGGCCACGGAGGAAGAUCAAGAUCGGCCGAAGAAAAGGCGAUCUGUGAGCUUAGAUUCGAACGGUGGUGUUUCUGCUCCGGUGGAUACUGGAUUGUACAUGAACCCGGAGAGUCCCACCGGAAUCGAUGUCAGUGACUCAAGCAUGAUUCCAUCUCCGCCGUCUCCGCCUGUAGCUGUUCAGCUUUUCAAGCCAAUGCCGUUUUCCGGCGGUUUCGCGUUACCGGCUCCGAUUGAAAUAUCUUCGUCGUCGGAAGAUCCGGAGACGUCGUUGAGCUUGUCGCUUCCCGGAGCUGAGGUCAAUUAUGAGUCAAAGAACACGAGUUCGAGCCACCACAACAAUAUCGCGUUGAUGUUUCCGCGAUUUGAGAGUCAAAUGAAAAUCAAUGUAAAGGAGAGAGGAGGAGAAGAAGCAAUCGUCGGACGUAGAGCUGAGUUUAUGACGGUUGUGCAGGAGAUGAUAAAGGCGGAGGUUAGGAAUUACAUGGCGGAGAUGGAGAAAAACACCGGCGGUGGUGGAUUUGUCGUCGGAGGUUUGUAUGAAUCCGGUAACGGAGGUUUCAGGGAUAGUGGAAUAACACCAAAAGUUGAGUAG
Messenger RNA from Arabis nemorensis, 948 nucleotides. Lineage: Eukaryota; Viridiplantae; Streptophyta; Magnoliopsida; Brassicales; Brassicaceae. The record is from the annotation of a GenBank genome assembly.